UGACCAAAACAAAAAUGGCGGACACAAUAACGGCCGUGAACACGCUUGAGUUUUUUGUGCAUUCCUUUUAAUUUCAGCUGACGCCUUUGCGGAUUACUUAUUUUGUGAAGAUACCGUGUAGCCAACGAAGUGUUUCCGGGCCGUAUUUUGGACGGAGAGCGAAAACGAAACCCGGAAAAUAAACGGAAGUGUCCGCCUCUUGUUUGAAACUAAACAUCCGCCGGAGUAACGCGUGUGUUUAUCAUGUUGUCUCGUCAUUUCAGCCGAGCAAAGAAGAGGAAAACAUGAAAAAUAAAAUCGGUAACGUUCAACGAAACUGACGGCGGUGUAUUAUUUCACCUGAUGCAUGUGAAGGCGACGACAGAAACAAGAUGUAGCGUCUGAGCAUCGCACCACGAACCAACAAACAAGGCAUGGACAUUAACUUGGAUACGAGCUGACCGAGAACCGAGAAGUUAAAGAUAUAUUACCAUGGGUCUGGUGAACUUUGUGAUCUCCACUGUGGGAAAAUGCCUGGAUGCGUUGUGCUUGCUGCUGGACCUGAAUUUUGUCAUCGUCCACACCGUGGUCCGGACUCUGCUGGCGGUGAUCGCCUUCAUCAACAGCCUGCCCACCCUCCUCCUCACCUCGGUGCUGGAGCUGGGAAACUUCCUCCUGUUUUGCACCAUGUCCUUAGCAGAGGCGACGUCAAACCUCGCCCAUGGUACAGUCACCAUGCUGGGGAGCUUAGUGCUGGCUCUGGAGGGGCUGCUGGAGAGUCUGAAGAUGGUGGGUUACCUGUCCAUGCACGUCCUCCUUCGCGGGAAGGAGCACCUGUGUCGAGGUCUGCUGUCGCUGCUGGAGGGCUGCGGCAUCGCCGUGAGCCUGGUGGUUUAUUUCACCAACACGGUGGUGAACUAUGCACUCAUCGGCACCCAGAACAUCUACUUGGCCGUGUCCAGCGUGUGGCAGACGGUGUCCAGUCCGCUGCAGAAGGUGCUGGAGCUCGCGCUGACUUCGUUCACCUUUCUCUACAGCACCCUGGUCGGGACCUCAGCCAUCCUGUUGUCACCUAUUAAGCUGGUUUUGGACUUCCUGGUGUCUUUGGUGCACAUGUUCAUCAGCGUCUUCAUACUGAACAUCUACGGCCUCCUGCUCACCAUCGCCAUCGCGCUGACGACCACCGCCUACCUGAACCCGGGCCUGACCCAACAGGCAGCCGCGCGUGUCGUGGAUUACGUGAACUCUUUUACUAUUCUGCGUAGAGUGUAUCUGCCCCUCCACCGCCUCGCCGCGGCCUUGCGCAACACCCCGCAUUAUGCACGCAGCAGCGUGUACCACCUGCAGAGGAUGCUGCAUCAUCUCCACAUACUUGAGAGGAGAUUGUGGCACCAGUUGUCUCAGCACAGCAGCCAGCUGGGCCUUGUGCUGCGGACAAAUUUCCACAGGGACAACAGAGCGAGAGGCGACGGCGACCCCGGAGACGAGAGGCGGGACCCGCCCGACGGGAGAGCAGGGGACGGAGCCCAGCAGGAGCUGCAGGAUUUAGUUUUCCCCUCGUCGAGCACUGACAGGCCGCUGAAGAAGCAGCCGUCUUCAGGCAAAGACGCCAAACCCCUGCCUGCUGAGAAUUUGCUGACUCUGCUGAAGGAGCAGGAGGACAGGAAGAAGUGCGUGAUCUGCCAGGACUGCACAAAGACGGUGGUGCUGCUGCCGUGCAGACACCUCUGCUUGUGUAGGGACUGUACGAACAUCCUGUUGAGGCAGCCUGUCUACCAGCAGAACUGCCCGCUCUGUCGCCACAUGAUCUUCAACACCAUGGACGUGUACGUAUGAGGGGCCGACGAAAGUGGAUCUGCGUGCGUCCGACAUCGAAUACCCUCACGGCCUAUCAGUAUCUAUACCUUCUUAAGUUUUGCCACAACUGAAAUGACAUCAUACUACUUGCGUAUUUACUAAGCCACGUCAAGUCUGGUGACGUUUUGUAUUUUAUUUGCUGUCAACACAUUUCUAAAAUCACAGCGCUCCUUUAACUCAUACAUAUGUAGUUUGCAUUUCAUUGGUUAUGGGUUAAUUGGGAUUUGUGGACUUUGCUUAGCAGGAAAAUUGAGAAUAUCACCAGACUUGUGUGCUUUCAGGUUUUAAGGAGCUGUAGAGAAAUACUAAAGAAGACAAAUGCUGUGUCCCAAUUCCAUACUAUACACUAACUGUAUAUAUACCUGGUUUAUGCUUCCACCAUAUGUCAAGCUGCAACUCUAAAAUACCACAGCUACAAACAUUUUGCAAGACAGACAUUGACUGAGAGCAGCCAUGAGCUGCUUCAUUUGUGCUUUGCAUUGUGGAAUAAUAGUGUCAGCAGUACAUGACACCGCAUACUGACAUCUUUGCUUAGAAUUAGUCUGUUGUAUGGAUUUGGCUCACGGCUGCAGUCUCCGAUCUAGCACUAACACGCACCUAUUUAAAUGUCCUGGUGUCGCCACGUCAUGUCUCAGGGCUCGUAGGCACGCUAACCUGCCCUCCCUGAUGCUGAAGUGUUUACCACCGCUAAUGUCUUAAACUAUCGUGCUUUCAGUGGCCCAAGCUGUGACGGAAGAAGGCUAACACUGUGCUUUUCUGCACGAGUACAUACGAGAUUCCGCACGCGCUGUUAUUUAUGAAUGGUGUAGACCACUUUAAUUUGUGCUGUUACUUUUAACAUAGGCCUGUGUAAGCAGUUAAAGGGUUUUCUAAAGGGGAUAUAAUUUUCCAGUCAGGCCUCAUAAAAUGCAGCUUUAUUCCAUUUAGUUGUUCUAUUGAUAGUGAUGGGGCGUCUUUCCAGUCUUCCACCAGAGGUGUGUUACUGUCACCGACGACAAAUAAUCCAUAAAAGGUUUCCCCUUUCUUUUGACGAUGUAAUAAAAUGUAUUUUUGUUCUGUAAAAGGACCAUAAACUAAUAAGGCUUUAUAAUUUAGCGGCCGUUUCUUUUGUUUUUGCUAUAUAAGCUGAAUAUUGAUCCAUGUUUAAAGUUUACAUAAUUUUGACACACUUAUUGCGUUGUUAUUGAUGGUGGAUGACGUGGAGUUAGAUUUUUGGAAAGAAGAAAGUGCCAUCAAUUGUAUGACCACAUGUGCUUUUUUUAAAAAAGCUUCUUUUUUUUUCUUUAAUUAAUUUGUACGAUUUGAAAAAAAAAAGGAAAUAUUUCUGUAUAAUUCCUGAGUGGGUUGACAUUGAUGAGAUACCGUUCUGUUAUUCUAAUACAUACUGUAUUACACAGAUAUCAUUAAUGGAAAGCGCUGUGAUUGUCAGCUUUCGACGAGGUUGUAAAUGAUUCCUAGAGACUGCAGAGACUCCUCUCAGGUAUUUCUAAAAUGUCAUUCCCGACUAAAGACUGCAGUGGACUGAAAACGGCUCACGUGACCAUCACCUGUUGCUACUUGCAGUGUGUGUGUGACCUGCGUGAACAGUGUGGAGCAGUGUGAUUCAAAGACAUGAAUGUAACUUGUGUUUUUUUUUUUGUUUUGUUUUGUUUUGUUUUUUUAAAUGCGAUGGCUGCCAUGUCACUGGCAAGUCUUGUGUUCCUAAUAAAACAACAACAAUCACUGAA
Mugil cephalus (flathead mullet) is the source of this 3563-nucleotide messenger RNA. RefSeq names its product ring finger protein 26 (gene rnf26). Gene Ontology annotation, molecular function: ubiquitin protein ligase activity. The coding region runs from base 472 to 1815 and encodes 447 amino acids. The transcript has a single exon. The record is from RefSeq and is a predicted model, not a curated record. Gene Ontology annotation, biological process: ubiquitin-dependent protein catabolic process; protein ubiquitination. NCBI's taxonomy places the organism in Eukaryota, Metazoa, Chordata, Actinopteri, Mugiliformes, Mugilidae.